CACAACAGGAAUUGAAAAUAACAAUGCAACGUUAUACGUUUUUCGUACUAGACAAACUAAACAUUACAUGCUGCAUUAUAUUGUUAUAUUAUUUUUUUUACCGACACGACAUUUAAAACAGUAUAUCUCAAUGUAUGAAAGAGAACGUUUGCAUUUCAAUUCGCGCCUCCUCCAUCGUGACUCAUUUACAAAGUCAGCUGACCAUGUCCUUAUGAGCCGACUCCGACUAUAGUGAUGGACCGACAGCCUUGAACUUUAUAGCGCAGUCGUUCUUCCUGCGGUGAGGAAGCCGGCGCUGGAGAGGACAGUAUGCUGAGGUUGAUGAAAGGGAAUACGCAUUUUUAGCCGACUGAGGGUUGACUGUAUCGCGUUAAUCAUGCCGGACUCCUCAGAAGCCCCUUUAUCUGCUUUCAGGCGGUUGAGUUACUCAGUGGGGCAUUUUCUCAACGACCUGUGCGCCUCUAUGUGGUUCACGUACCUGCUGGUGUUUUAUCACUCAGUACUGGGCUUUCAGAACACGUAUGCUGGUGUCUUGCUGCUGGUGGGACAGAUAGCUGAUGGAGUGUGUACACCGCUCAUCGGUUAUGAGUCUGAUAAGACACCUGGCUGUGGAUCAUAUGGGAAGAGAAAAACAUGGCAUUUAGUCGGAACUAUUAGCGUCCUCCUGUCGUUCCCCUUUGUAUUUAACCAGUGCCUGAGCUGUGGUCUGGAGACUCCACAGUGGGUCAGUCUCACUUAUUUCACCCCCUUCAUCAUCAUCUUCCAGUUUGGAUGGGCGGCCACCCAGAUUUCCCAUCUGUCCCUCAUUCCCGAGCUUGUGACUUGCGAGCAUGAAAAAGUGGAGCUCACUGCGUACAGGUAUGCCUUUACGGUGAUAGCCAACAUCACUGUGUAUGCAGUGGCCUGGCUGAUGUUUCAUUUUCAGACUCAGGAUGGAGAUGAUCCUGCCCUUACAGAAAACCUUGGCCCGGUUGACAUUCCUGUUUUCAGAAAUCUGAGUCUCACAGUGGUGGGCAUUGGAGUUCUGUUCUCGCUGCUCUUCCACCUGGGCACACGGGAGAAGGGACGUCCCCUUCAGGAGGAGGAGGGCUCUAGUCCUGGGGAGCGCCAGCGUCUUAUUAACAAUACCGUCACUGUGGCUCCACCAACCAGUCCAUUGCAGUGGAAGCACUGGCUGAGACAGCCAUCAUUCUACCAGGUGGCUAUGCUUUACAUGUCCACCAGACUGAUAGUGAACUUGUCGCAAACAUACAUAUCCAUGUAUCUCACCUACACACUACUGUUACCGAAGAAGUACAUAGCCACCAUUCCUCUCGUCAUGUUCCUGAGUGGCUUCGCUUCCUCAUUUAUCAUGAAGCCUCUAAGCAAGCUAAUAGGCAAAUGUUUGACUUAUUUUUUGGGACUGUUGCUGAUUCUGGCGUUCUCCUUUUGGGUGCUGAUGGACACACACAUGGGAGAAAAGGUGUACGGGGCAGCCGUCUUGCUAGGGAUAGGGUCUGCUACCAUCCUGGUGAUGUCACUUGCCAUGACAGCUGAACUCAUAGGAGACCAAACACAAAGUGGGGCUUUUGUUUAUGGAGCUAUGAGUUUCACAGACAAGGUGGCUAAUGGUCUGGGAGUUAUGAUUAUUCAGAUGCUACACCCCUGCCGCACAAUGAUAUGCUGUCCGGGCUGCGUGUGGUAUUACCACUAUGUCAUGGUCAUCGUCACUGGUGGAGUGGCCGUUUUUGCUGCGCUGAGUCUCUGCACAAUCCUUAUCUGGCCUAUAAAGAUUGUGCACUUAUCUAUACCAGAUCAUAUGAAUGGUUCAAUAAACAGCAAAGACUAUAAGGGUGAGGGACACAGAUCUGCCUGAGGUGACUGGCCUUAUGGGAAGCGAUGGAGAGGACUCAGAGAGCUCCGAGCAGCUGUCAGUCAACUGAACGCAGCAGCCGCAGAGAUUCUUCAGCUCUGAUGCAGAGAGCUUUAGGUUAACACUUACAUCACAAUGGUGAAGGUUAGAAUUCAAAUGAGGUUUUGGUUCAGAAUUAUCUUUCAAACAAGCCAGUAUUUUACAAUGAACUCUACAGGCCGGCCACAUCUUGACACAUGUCAGAAUUUCACUGAAAAGAUGUGGUGAGUUUUUUUUUUUUUUUUAGAUGUGAUUAGUUGAUAUCAUUCAUGUGUUCUGUUGUGGCUUCUCAUUUCAGAGUAUAGGCGAGACACUUUAUUAAGGGACUAUUUUUCUUAUGCACAUUUUUACCAUGUUUAUCAUUUAAAAGUUCAGUUUAAAUUUUAAUAAAAGUUUUUAUUUAUGAUUAUAAAUGUACUUCAGGUAUUUAAAUCAAAUCCAUUAGGGCAUUUAUGUAAAAACUCUACAAAACUUUUUGUUUUAUUUCAUAUUUUUAUAUUAUGCUUUCAUAUGUACGACAAUUAUGUCUGACAUGUUUUCUGUUCAUAUAAUUUACUGAACAGAAUAAAUGUUCUUUAUGAACAGACAUUUCUGUAUCUGAAGUUGAUACAUUGUAACCUGUCUUUGUAACUAGUUACUGAUUAGCAGGAAUGCAGUGACUGUGAGUAGUUUUAACAUCUGGUCAGCUGAUCUUGCGUGAUGCUCGAGACUUUAACAUAAAUCAUAAAGACUGACAAAUGUAGCUGGAAUGAAUUAAAUUGUCAAUAUUGUAGUGGGAUCAAUUAACAAAAUCAGUAUGUUUGUAAAAGAUAAUUGUAUUUUAUUAUGUUGUCUUGUUCAAAACAAAUUUUAAAUAAAAGAGGUUUUUUUUUUAA
Labeo rohita (rohu) is the source of this 2766-nucleotide messenger RNA. RefSeq names its product major facilitator superfamily domain containing 12a (gene mfsd12a). The record is from RefSeq and is a predicted model, not a curated record. Gene Ontology annotation, cellular component: membrane. Gene Ontology annotation, molecular function: symporter activity. Lineage: Eukaryota; Metazoa; Chordata; Actinopteri; Cypriniformes; Cyprinidae. The transcript has 11 exons. Bases 377 to 1855 code for a protein of 492 amino acids. Gene Ontology annotation, biological process: carbohydrate transport.